AUGACUGAAUGCAACAUUAGUGGCAACAUUCCCAAAGAAAUCAACAACUUAAACAACUUGAUAGAUUUACAAUUGGAAGACAAUGAAUUGACUGGAUCAAUUCCAGUUACAUUUGGUGGAUUACGGAAACUCCAAGGUUUGAAUCUUGAACGUAAUAAAUUGGAAGGAUUCAUCCCAAGUAGUCUUUAUCAAUUGAAUGAAUUGGUUGAGUUGCAAUUGGGUGGUAACAAGAUCUAUGGAUCCAUACCUGCAUGCUUAGGUAAUCUCAGUACACUAAGAAAAUUGUCGUUAGGUUUCAACAAAUUAACUUCUUUUAUGCCCUCAACUUUGUGGAACCUUAAGGACAUCUUGUACUUGAAUUUGUCAUCAAAUUCUUUGGAUGGAUCUCUUCCAUUAGAGAUUGGAAAUCUUAAGGUUGCGAUAAACAUAGAUUUGUCAAGGAAUCUUCUUUCAAUAAAUAUUCCAAUUGUUAUUGGCAGCCUAGAAAAUCUACAAAACCUUUCCUUAGCAUUCAAUAGAUUACAAGGCUCAAUUCCUGAAACAUUUGGUCACUUGAGAAGCUUUGAAUUCUUGGAUUUGUCAAGUAACAAUCUUUCUAGAUUGAUUCCCAAGUCUUUAGAAAUAAUCUUUUACCUCAAAUAUCUAAAUUUAUCUUUCAAACAACUAAGUGGUGAAAUUCCUGAAGGAGGGCCUUUUGGAAAUUUCUCAACUAAAUCAUUUAUGGAGAUCCUUGCAUUAUGUGGUUCUUCUCGAUUGCAUAUUCUACUAUGCAAAACUAGCACCCAUGGAAAGUCAAGUUCAAUAAAACUUAUUGUUGAUACAUAA
Molecule: messenger RNA, 825 nt
Organism: Pistacia vera
Lineage: Eukaryota; Viridiplantae; Streptophyta; Magnoliopsida; Sapindales; Anacardiaceae
Product: putative leucine-rich repeat receptor-like serine/threonine-protein kinase At2g24130
Exons: 1
Coding region: 1-825 (274 amino acids)
Molecular function (GO): protein binding
Source: RefSeq, a predicted model, not a curated record